AUGACUGUCUUUCCUCAGCACCACCGCAUACCGCAUUGGGUCUGGCCAACUGGAGUCAUGUUCUUUUUCUUCCUCACAUCCGCCAUCCGGUGCUAUGAGCUACUGCACUAUCAUCGUCGUGUGCGAGACAUAUAUCUUUUCAAAUGCUUUACCAGGACGUUCAGGACCUGGGGAAUUCUCAUUGGAAGGCGGCCUGGUCAUAUUUCGUAUUUGUCUAGGAUGCCAAGACUUGCGAAUUCGCCUUGGAAUUACGACGACUGCGUGCGAUCUGUGCUUGAUAUCUCUUCAACAGCUCUUGAUCGCGAUGCUGGCUAUGACAUCUGCUGGGAGGCUGAAGCUAAGGGUUGGAAGUAUUGGUUGUACGGAGAGAUGACUGGCUGUCUGAGUAAAAGUCGGGCGUUCCGGCAGAGGCCUUGA
Messenger RNA from Desarmillaria tabescens, 417 nucleotides. RefSeq lists its product as uncharacterized. The transcript has 3 exons. The coding region runs from base 1 to 417 and encodes 138 amino acids. The record is from RefSeq and is a predicted model, not a curated record. Lineage: Eukaryota; Fungi; Basidiomycota; Agaricomycetes; Agaricales; Physalacriaceae.